Molecule: messenger RNA, 832 nt
Organism: Vitis riparia (riverbank grape)
Lineage: Eukaryota; Viridiplantae; Streptophyta; Magnoliopsida; Vitales; Vitaceae
Product: probable calcium-binding protein CML46
Exons: 1
Coding region: 116-712 (198 amino acids)
Molecular function (GO): calcium ion binding
Source: RefSeq, a predicted model, not a curated record
CUCAAUCCAGUAUAAAUAUACUCCCCUCCUCCAUCCUCCAUAUCAUAUUCAUAUUGCUCCGAGUGCCUUUUGUGGAUAAUUGUGAAGUACCUCAAUUAGAAGAAUUCAGUACAUAAUGGGGGAGAGAUCAUCACCAGAAAUGAUCCAACCAUUUUUUUCAUCAUCUAUAUUGGAUGAUAUAUUAAGAUUUGAAGUAAUCUGCUUGUGGGUCACAAUAAUUCAGGGGUUUUUCUCAAGGUCUAUGUCCUUCUUCCAGUCCCAAUUCAGCUUCUUCUGCAACACAGAGCUUUGGGCCGAGAGGAAGAGCCAGGACUUUGAGGUGCCCAGCAGGCCACUUAGCCAGAAUGUAAAGGUGGAUGAUAGAAGCUUAUGCAGAGAAGAUAUGGAGACAGUGAUGGAAAGGCUGGGGAUUUUUUGCAACCCGGAAGGGGAAAAGCUUCAGGAGAGACUGCGUCCUGAGGAGCUAGCAGGGUUGUUUGAGGAGAAGGAGCCUAGCUUGGAGGAGCUGAAUGAAGCCUUCCUUGUGUUUGAUGCGAACAGGGAUGGGUUUAUUGAUGCAAAGGAGUUGCAGGGAGUUCUUCGGAAUUUGGGCUUCAGACAAGGAACUGGGAUUGAAGAUUGCAAGAAGAUGAUCAGCUCUCAUGAUGAAAAUAGAGAUGGAAGGAUUGAUUUCAAUGAAUUUGUAAAAUUCACAGAGAAUUGCCUCAUCUGAACUAACAAAUUCAUCCUUUAACUUUUCUUUUUUCUUUUUUUAUUUAUAAUAUUUGUUCAACAAAAUUCUUAAUAUCAUAUGGAGAAUAAUAAACUUUACAUGUUUACUUUCGGUUUUGAA